AUUAUUAUUUUUGAUCUUAGUUAAGAUGGGUGAAAACGAGAGACGUGUUGUAGUAAAACUUCGGUGUCUUGAAGCUUCAAUUUCUGAAGAACAGUUUCAUGAUGACAACUUUAAAACAGCUACAUCAGAUGAUCAGAUUGCUGUUGAGGAAUCUGUGAAACAACAGUUUGAAUAUAUUAAGAAUGUGGCAGAACUGGAUCCUGAUUGUCCACAACUGCUACGUGAACAACAUAUACAUUUUUUGAAAAAAGGACUUUACUCAUUACCAGAAGCAUACGAGUGUUUGGACGCUAGUCGACCAUGGCUAUGUUAUUGGAUUCUUCAUAGUUUAGAACUUUUAGAUGAACCCAUCAGUGAUGAAACAAAAUCCAAGGUUUCUGCAUUCCUUUCAAAAUGUCAACAUCCCGAUGGUGGAUUUGGAGGUGGACCCUACCAACUAGCCCAUCUUGCCCCUACUUAUGCUGCUGUUAAUGCCCUCUGUAUAAUAGGAACUGAAGAGGCAUACCAAGUAAUAGACAGGUAGUUCUUUUCAACUGGAAA
Messenger RNA from Limulus polyphemus (Atlantic horseshoe crab), 540 nucleotides. Its product is annotated as protein farnesyltransferase subunit beta-like. Gene Ontology annotation, cellular component: protein farnesyltransferase complex. Gene Ontology annotation, molecular function: protein farnesyltransferase activity. The transcript is spliced from 6 exons. The coding region runs from base 26 to 523 and encodes 165 amino acids. The record is from RefSeq and is a predicted model, not a curated record. Gene Ontology annotation, biological process: protein farnesylation. Lineage: Eukaryota; Metazoa; Arthropoda; Merostomata; Xiphosura; Limulidae.